This is a messenger RNA of Toxotes jaculatrix (banded archerfish), 1291 nucleotides long. It is a transcript of the gene mapda, whose product is annotated as adenosine deaminase-like. The record is from RefSeq and is a predicted model, not a curated record. Lineage: Eukaryota; Metazoa; Chordata; Actinopteri; Toxotidae. The transcript is spliced from 10 exons. Bases 100 to 1152 code for a protein of 350 amino acids. Gene Ontology annotation, molecular function: adenosine deaminase activity. Gene Ontology annotation, biological process: adenosine catabolic process; inosine biosynthetic process.
GUAAAUGUAGACAGAAAACAGAGGCGGUUUAUUGUCAGCGUUGGAAUACAACACAGCUCAGGGCUCGCACAACUAACUCAUUCUUUGUGGUAAUUUGUGAUGGAUAAUGAGGAUGGUGUCUUUUAUCGGCAGCUGCCAAAAGUGGAGCUUCACGCUCACCUCAACGGCUCUGUCAGCCCCGAGACCAUCGAGAAACUCAUCUGCCGAAAACCACAUCUCAACAUUAAACAAAGCAUGACUGCUAUCGGCAAAAACCAGGAGAGGACACUGGAGGAGUGUUUUCAGGUCUUCAAGGUCAUCCAUCAGCUGGUGGACACGGAGGAGGACAUCCUGAUGGUGGCCACAGAUGUAAUCAGGGAGUUUGCGGCUGAUUCUGUCAAAUACUUGGAGCUCAGAAGUACACCAAGGGAGGUGAAAGCCACAGGAUUGACUAGUAGGAGAUACAUUGAAACGGUCAUCAGAGCAAUCCAGCUGUGUAAAAAUGAAGGAUUGGACAUUGAUGUCAGGUUUCUGGUGGCGAUUGACCGCAGGAAUGGGGCAAAUGUUGCCAUGGAGACAGUGGACCUAGCUGAAGAGUUCCUGCUGUCCUCUGAUGGUUUGGUGGUGGGACUUGACCUGAGUGGAGAUCCAACGGUGGGCAGUGCAAAGGCUCUACUUCCAGCUCUAGAGAAGGCCAAGAAAUGUGGACUUAAGUUGUCACUGCAUCUCUCAGAAGUACCGUCCCAGCUGGAGGAGUCAAAUUUGCUGUUGAAUCUUCCUCCAGACAGGAUCGGCCAUGGCACUUUCUUGCAUCCUGAAGUGGGUGGAUCUCAAAGUCUGGUUGACAAAGUGCUGAAGAACAAUAUACCACUGGAACUAUGCCUGACAUCAAAUAUCAAAGGAAAAACUGUGCCAUGUUACUCCAAACAUCACUUCAAAUACUGGUACCAGCUGGGACAUCCAAGCGUGAUUUGUACUGACGAUAAGGGGGUGUUCUGUACAAACUUGUCUCGGGAAUAUCAGCUGGCAGCUUCCACGUUUGGUCUAAGUCAUGAAGCCGUAUGGACACUCUCCCAGCAGGCCAUAGACUGUAUCUUCGCACCAGACACCGUGAAACAGGAGCUCAAUCAGAAGUGGAUUGAUUUAAAGCCUCAGGUGUUCGGUGAAGCCUAAAGCAAGUCAUAUACCUCAGCUUUCAGUUUUAAAACUUUUUACAAGUUUUUGUAGAAAUCAUGACAUUAACUAAAAAGGGCCUCUGAAACUACAGUUAACAAAUGUUUGACAUAAGUGAAAGUAAAUGGUACUUAUUUAG